AUGGCUACAAAUGGAGUGACAAACGGCUUGAAGCGCUCCAACAGCAUCGCCCAAUCCGAGACAUCACAAACAGCACAAGACUACAUCGCAUCCCAGCUCUCUCUCGAGGCAGACGCCCGCGAAGCACUUCCCUACCAGUUCGACACCUGCACGAAACCUCUAGGACCUCUGCGACAAUCAGUAUAUGCUUGCCUGACAUGUACGCCACCGCCUGCAUCGCCUCAUCAACAGUUUACUCCAGCCGGAGUGUGCUAUAGUUGUAGCAUCAGCUGUCAUACCGAGCACAACCUGGUCGAGCUGUUCGCGAAACGAGACUUCGAGUGCGACUGCGGGACUAGAAAGUUCGCCAACUCAGGUACACCAUGUAGCUUGCGCACCAAUGCCGCCACAGCCGCAAAGGGUGGCGUGACUGGAGAGACAGCGAGAGCAGGAAACAAGUACAAUCAGAACUUUGAGGGCAAGUUCUGUGGCUGUGGAGAGGAGUAUGACCCGGAGAAGGAGAAGGGCACCAUGUUCCAGUGUAUCGGACUCGGGCAUGUUGAAGAUGGUGGGUGUGGCGAGGACUGGUGGCAUCCAGAGUGCUUGAUGGGUCUGCCAAGGAGAAAGAUCGAGGAGAAUCAAGAAGUGAAGACAGGCAGCAAUGGAGGCUUAGAGACAGUAAAGGAAGAGACAGAAGAUGGUGCAGAGCCAGCGACGAAUGGAGAAGGUGCAAAUGGCGCAGAAGCUCUCACAACGAACGGCGCACACCACCAACACAGUCAGGAAGAGGAAGUGCCGCCUGGCUUUCCUGCAGAGGAGGACUUCGACCACUUGAUAUGCUACAAAUGUGCGAAUGCGUUCCCCUGGAUCAAGCAAUACGCGGGAACGGCUGGGUUCUUGCCUGCAGUGCCUGCCGAUGGAUCCGCACCAGAUGUGAAGCCACUGACCGCGGUACCUACGACUACACCCGCAGUAUCAGAAGACAGCAAAAAGCGGAAAGCGGAAGAUGAGACUGAGGAGUUCAUCGUUAAGAAAGUCAAAUCAGAUCCCGAGUCUGCUCUUACCUCAACGCCAGCAGAAUACGCACGUCGAACGCUUGAGACGCCAGUCCUACCGUCCUCGAAAUUCAAGCACGAGACUCUACCACCAAUGCGCGAAGGCUCAGUGACGCUCUUCGCGCGAGAAGACUUCCGCGAAUACCUAUGUCGCUGCCCUGACUGCUUCCCACGUCUAGCGAAACAUCCACAACUACUCGAAGAAGAAGAGACAUACGAGCCGCCAGUAUCAGAAUCCGAUCAGAACGAAGGUGUUGGCGCCCGAAGUGUCGGAUCUGGCUCUCUUUACGAACGCGGAGAAGCAGCUCUCUCGCAAGUUGACCGUGUCCGCGCUAUUGAGGGCAUCACAGCGUACAACAAUGUGAAGGACAAAGUCAAAGCUUUCCUCGCUCCGUUCGCCGAGAGUGGUCAGGCGGUCAGCGCGGAGGAUGUGAAGGCAUACUUCGCCAAGCUUCGUGGCGAUGAUCAAGCCAUGAAGGAGGCAGCUGCGGGCGCCGAAGGAGCCGCUGUCCAAGGCGAUGGGAGGAAGGAGCAAGAUGGUUAUUGA
Molecule: messenger RNA, 1581 nt
Organism: Fulvia fulva
Lineage: Eukaryota; Fungi; Ascomycota; Dothideomycetes; Mycosphaerellales; Mycosphaerellaceae
Exons: 1
Coding region: 1-1581 (526 amino acids)
Cellular component (GO): cytoplasm
Molecular function (GO): zinc ion binding; ubiquitin protein ligase activity
Source: RefSeq, a predicted model, not a curated record